CCUACAAUAUUUUAACAUUAUAUUCUGUAAAUCUUUUAAACAUAGAUACCACAAACACCUUUAACAAACAGAGGAACGUAACAUUGAGUCAUUGGUUUGCAUGGUUAAUGUGUGCUGGUUGGCUAAGGAAGAAAUAUUCACAGGAGCAUAAAACAGGUAAAAGACAUUGCGCAUGCGCAGUCAGUGGACGGCACACCCUAGUUCACAUGUGAACUUGUAGUGAAUAAAUGUGAGCCGCAGGGAGAGUUGGGCGCUGGGGUUGACGCCGUUACGCAGGUUUAGUUAUAGAAAGUUUACACUUUACAGUAAGCAGUUUAAGAAAGUAAUGUUUAGCAACCUUACAUAGUCAGUGUUUUGAUUGUCAGCAUGCUCCCAUCUUCUAGCAGGGUCAAACUUAACCGAGUCGCGUUAAAAGACGUGAAUGGGGUAAAAGUUUCGCGGCGGCGGAGAAACGUUACAGCUGAGUCCCAAAACCAAGAGGAACACCACCCUGUUUGUGGACCAGUGUCCGCCUCCGUCCCUAGCAGCCAUGAACCCGUACUAACUCAUUUAACACAGCAAAUGGGCCCUGAAAAUGUGACCGAUGCGACCGCUAACACCCCCGAAGGUACGCAGGAGGCAAAUGUUGCACCACACAAAGAGGGUAUUAGUGAGGAGUGUAAACAGGAGGGUCCCAACACUAGAGGCAAGUAUCAACCGAGCAAAGCUAACACCAGGAGCAGCAGGUUGGAUUGCCUCCGGAGGCUGUGCAACCUCAGACUGAGGUUUACUUGGUGCUUCUGCACCGCUUCAGUCGGUGCAUUGAUUAAACAGACAGGGGUCCGCCGCCGGGUGAAACCGAGGGGCAAAAUCUCCAAAAUGUCUUGUCAAAUUAAGUUGAGUCAGGAGCCCAUGGCCACAAGUAAGAGUCCAAAGAGCCAGACACCAACGCGUCUAAAGUCUACUGUGGGUACAAGGAAAUCCAGACAUGGGGAUAUGAAUCGUAAGAGCCGUGUGAGCCACGCUGCUAGAAGCGGCAGGGACGGAGGUAGAGGGGUCAGAGGGGUCAGAGGGGAGGCCGGGUCCUCUGGGUGGGAGUCUGCUGCUGCAAACACUGGACAAGUGAGAACUGGAGCACGGUCGAUACCCACCGGACUGUCAAUACUAGCUAGGACCCCAGGUCUUUACUUUACUGGUGUUACCACUGUGCAAGACAGAGUUGGAUUUAUCGUUUGGUUGCUUGAUGAUAAGGCUGUGAAUGUCUGCCAGAAAAGUACAUUGAUAGAAAUAUUCACCGAAGCCCCACUGCACUUGCUGGUUCAGAAGGGUCUUUGAGAAGAGCUGUCAGAGCCUCCGGCUGUGGUCUCUGUGGUGACUGCAAGUACGUCUCCUCUCAGUGGAAGACAUCGGGUAAGCAAGGGCAAAAAAACGGUAGCCCAGGGCCAGAGCAGCCUACGGUUGAGGUUAAGCUCAAGGAAGAAAACACAGUCACAGAGAACUCUAAGAAGAUUAUUGUAUGGAUAGACCAGUACCCGAAGGUGACGCUGUGCGACAUAGCCCAACAAUGUGAUGCUUUCAGUCACAAUUGUGGCUACGUGUUACCGGAUGUUCUCAAGACCAAGGUUGUGCAUUGCUUCAAACAGGACAUGAGAGCUGGAUUUCAGUUCAGGCCCGGUCUUUUAGGGCAGAACAAACACGAAAGCGAGCAAGGUGCUUUGGCUAAAAACGGAGAGUUUUGUCCCAGGCUUCAGUCUCAAAGUCCGACUGAACACCAGAGACAUCUGAAAGAAAGCACAGAUGCACGGACGGUAUCCAGUCGUACCACGUGUCAUUUCCUCAAGAGUUGGACAAGUGAAGGCUCUGCAACCUGUUGUGCUUCAUUCGUACUAGGUAAAAGUACAAAAAAGGGGAAGUGCAGAACUGGCAUGUUGAGCAGAGAUGUUGAGGAGGAUUCUGGACCAGGAGCUCACCUCAUGGGAGAGGGGAAUCCCACAGACAAAAUAAUAGAGCUUGGGGAUAGUGUUAAAGAUGGGUUUUCGCCAUCCACUCCAGAUUCUUUAAAAAGCAUUAGUUGCAAAAACUCAACAGAAACUGACUCUAGAGACAAAGAGAAAACGUGCUUUUGGAUGUCUGAUAGUCAGCCCUGUUCAGAGGAAGCAGCUGGGGGCAACACCUCGGCUGUGAAAAAAGAUGGUGUCUAUAAGAAAUCUUGGGGAGAGCUACACAGUGUCACAGAAACUGAUGCAGCACACAUGUCAUCAGAACUGCUCUGUGAGAGGAAUGAGGUGGAGGUGGACACGGAUGAACCAGACUCAUUCACCUGCCAGAGAGUGAGGACCUAUUUCAGGAAAAAUGCUUUUUCUUGUGCACGUACAUACAUGUCCUGGCCCUUCUCUAACAGUGGCUGGGCCCUUACAGCACGUUCUGGUACCACAGCCUCUCCAGCGGAGGCCGUUGAUCCAUCAACUAGAGAUAACAGAAGCGUGAAUAAUGAAGAGAAGCGUGAAGAGGAUGGAGAAAGCAUUUUAGCAGAGAGAAAUGGGAAAAGACAUGGUAAUAUAUCCUCACACUCUUCAGACAGCAAAAACAUGGGGUUUUCAUGCCACUUAAUGGACGCUGACGAACCACUAGCUGCGCCAACCUCAGAUACGGCCACCCUUUCCAACCCAAGCCAGCGUGGAAGAGAGCCCGUCACUGACGCAGCCGAGAGCUCCAGGUCCACCCCUUCCCCAUCAGCUCUUGGCCUGAGUGACUGGGAAGCUACCACCACUUUGUCUUCCAUGUCAUCUCCAUUCACUCCGGGUUUGAGCAGCCUCUCAGCCACACCAUCCUCUCUCCCGCCUUCAUCGUUCCUACUGAGGAAAGUCAAAAGUGUUGAGCUGGCUGGUGGCUCUCCAUCCUCGUGUAUGGUCGGAGCUGUAGAAAAAGCAUUGUUCCACUGUGAGGAAACCAGAAUGGCUUCAUGCAGUCCCUCAUCUUCUGCUCCUCCUCACAGCUCGGAAUCCUCCCUCCUCCUCCCUCAGGACGAGCAAGUGAGUGAUGAAGAACGUCUCGCAGGCAGGUGCCCACCAAAACUGGAGCCAUAUUAUAAUACAAGCCCCAUUAACCAUGAUCUUGUAAAAGAGAGAUCACUGCACAACGUGCUCACAGAUGAGUGUGUGGAAACGGACUCAAGUGAGUUUAUGCUUCCACCAAUGCUCUCUCCUGUCACUACACCACAAAGGCGCUCAUUGACAAGCUUCCUGCCCCAAAGUCCUGGCUGCGUCGAUGAAGAGGAGGACGAGACCGUCACCACCAGCAAACACAAAAUGAUACCUGGAUGUCACAUGACACACAUUGUUAAUGGAAAUAAUGAAAACUCCAAAGAUUAUCUUGAACAUGGUAACAAAGAAUUAGAAGACUCAACAAACUUCAAAACGCUAAGUAGUUUAAGGGUACCUCAGUCUUCUCCCAGCAAUGAUGAAGAUGUUGACAGUAAUGAAGAGGAAAGCCAGGAUGAUUACGAAGAUGCCGUGGAGCAGGGUAGCCAAACAGACCCUAAAAUAAAGGCAACCCUUACCUCAGGUGCUCUGACAAAAUCCUGCUCUGCUCUCAGCAGUAAUGAAGGUGACGAGGGAUCGCCACAUUCUACUAGAGAAGAGGGGUCAAGUCCAUGUGAAUUACUGAGCAGUGAAGGGGAUGAGACUAAAGCAGAGGCAGCCGAUGAUGCUCAGCAGGGCAUUUUGGACGAGUACACAGCCUAUGAACAUGAUAUCCUGCUGGUCGACGUGAUCCAGGAUGACCCAGAGCUGUUUGAAAACCUGCCCCAACAGAGUUUACUGAAAUUGGGUCCUACCAGGGUUACAGAGGCCCCAAAAACCAUACCCAUUGGAGUGGGGAAAACACUGUCGCUAAGGAUAGAUGGAACCUCACAGGAGUCUGCACAAAGAUCGAGCCCAGUUAUUUAUUUUCAGUGCAACAGUCCCGAUAUCACAGAGGAGAGAAACGACAGACCAUGGAGACCUCAUUGUAGCAGAACCCCUUCCAAAAUGCAAAGAAACACGUGGACCUUCACAGAAAAACAAACCAAAAGCAUGGGUCAGCCUGACGCCAACAACAAUCAUAUAAACGGAGGACUGGAAAGGAGCCAGCCCAUUCAGACAGUCAACUCCCUCCAUAAUCACAUCCCUCCACUUAUGACCAUAAAAAAUGGGCCGAGGAUCACAAACCCAGCAAACUUGGCAGAGUUUAGGCGCCAGAAAUUUAGUGCUUACUGCAGGCAGUACUUCAGUGAGUCGCUGUCCUGCGGUUUCAAGAUAUGUCGGUUCCAGCAUGUGCCUGUGGAGGGGGAUGAGAAGUUCUGCAUUGAAACCGUGACACGGUUCAUCAAAAACCCAAUGUGCCUUCAAAAAGCAGGAGCUGUGUUUACAGGCUACUACACCAGCAACCCACCUGGUGUGUAUUUUUCCAUGCCGGUGCUUCUAUCGCUCCUCUGGGCUCUGCUCAAAGCCGGCAUGGUGUCUGAUGUCUUCUCAGUCCUCAGCGUCAGCUUGGCCCACAAGAUAGUGCCUGGCCAUGAGUUUGUGUUGGCCCUCUUCAACCUUGUGAGAGAAAAGUCUCUCGUGGGUUUUGUACCUGAACUUAUGCAGCUCACGUCCAAGAUGGCCAGUGCAGGGCUGGUGCUGAGUUUGGACUGCCUUGACUGUGUAAAAAACACUCCUGAGUUCCAGCAGACAGCCUCUCCAAACUCACAUGUUUCAGCGUCCGGCAACCAAAAGUUAUCCACCACUGCACCCUUUCCCGAGUACCUGAAUUUGGCCCACGCCGUUGUGGAAAUAGAGCUCUGUACAAAGCAAGAGGACUGGAGGCGGAUGGGGGAGGUUUUCAGGUCCAUCUGCCAAUCCAGUCAACGUCCCAACCAAGUGGAGCGAAUCAGCGGUCGCAUUGCCAUUGCGCUGCUGUCUGAGAGUAAAGACAAGCUUUCACUGCCAUUUGCUGCCUUUGCUGAGACAGUGUGUCAGAAUGAAGGUGACAACAGCCUGAUCAGGAGUUUUUUAGGCAGAAUUGGGGUCUCUCUCAUGUUCAGAUACCACAAAACACAUCAAUGGGCCAAGGGUCGGAGGGUGGUGGAGGUGCUGUCCAUUUUAAAAGUCAACUACUCAACACUGAAGGGUUUGUUUGGCAAUGAGGAUGGAGCGUCACGCUGCUACUUGGUCACUGUGGCCACUGAGCUCUUCCUCCUGAGUGGCAGCGUGGAAGGAGCUCUAAACACACUCCGAGAAAACAAAUGGUUCCUGAACUCGUCCUUGUGGCCGUGUGAGCCUGCUGAUCUUGAGAGUAGGGCUCGUGUGUUGAUACGUCUGGCUGAGAAAACCUCUCACAGAGACACGCUGGAUGUCCUCCGUAAUCUCCCCGGACUCAAGGAACCAAACGACUUGGUCAGUAUCUCCAGGUACCAUCUUCUGUUUAACUCUCACCUGCAAGUGUGUGUGGACAGGCAGACACUUCCUGUAGCUUCAGACACUGUGGACUUCAUGCUCUCUAAAAACCUGGCAGUUGACCACACUGUGCUGCAAAUACUUUUACACAAACUGGGCAAACAGAACCUCUGGCUGCGGGCGCGGGAAGUCUUCAGACACUCUCUGAGUGUGGGCUAUUACCCAGGCGUGUCGGCUCCCCCUGGUUUAAUGUCACUGACCGUCCCCUGUCGACUGAGGGAGGUGGAGCUGGCCCUUGCCUUUGAGAUGUUCAUCACUGUCAACGCAACAGCCAUCCUCCAACUGUCAGAGACGGCCAGUUGCUGCCUCAGCAUCAUUCUUCAAAGGACUCAAAGCUGCGAGAGCGAGUACCUCUCCGCUGGUAGCCGCCUCCUCUCCGCAGCGUGUAUCCCUCAGCCCAAACUAAUCAUUCACUACAAAGCAGUUAACUCAUCGCAGGAGCAAGUGUUCACACUUGACAUUUCCUCUGCUCGAUGCUGGCUCCGGCACAAUCAUCUGUGGGCCAAUGAGGUGUGGACGCACUGAGCCAAACCACAGCCCCUGAAGUACUUAACUUCCCUUUCCUUUGAAACUGCCUAUGUUCCAGAGACAUCAUUUGAUUCUGGGAAAACAACAAAUGAAAUCAGGAAAACGAACGCGUGUGCAUUUCCUUUCUGUACGUUUGUAACACUCAUUUCAAUUUAGCCUCUGACUAAGAAUCAGAAAAUUAAAAACAAUCACAACCAAAGACUGACGCCAAAACUUUACACUGUUAGGUUUUUUUUUACAAAGCUAAUAACCUAUUUUUGUUCAAAUUUGUUUUAAAAUAUGUUAAAGGAUUUUUUUUGUUCUUCCUUGUUGUUUCCUGAGUUCUUUUAGCUGAUUUGUCUUUGUCACUCAGUGUGUGAUUUACUAUUUGAAAAAGAAAAAAAAGUCUGUUGGGGGACAAAAUCUAGCAUCAUUUUGUAGGAUUAUUAGAUUUAGUUUAUAACAGAAAUGUAAAUAACUUCUGAGUGUAUAUACGUACAUAUUUAUAAUGGUGUUUAGUCUUUGACAGUAUUAUGUUACCAUAUUAUAUUACUGAUUGUCAAAACCUCAAUUGUUGCUAGUUCAAGAGCUGUGAUUUACAUUUUCUUUGUGUGAAGUUUUUAUAUAAAAAAAAAGCGUUCUGCUCCAAAAAGUUCGACUCUGUAGUGUUUCUUCACAAAAGGAAAAUUAAUCCUCAAAUGUUUUCUGGAAUAAAAUGGGUAAUUAAAAUCACA
Molecule: messenger RNA, 6697 nt
Organism: Dicentrarchus labrax (European seabass)
Lineage: Eukaryota; Metazoa; Chordata; Actinopteri; Moronidae
Gene: topaz1
Product: testis and ovary specific TOPAZ 1
Exons: 21
Coding region: 1626-5981 (1451 amino acids)
Biological process (GO): spermatid development; spermatocyte division
Source: RefSeq, a predicted model, not a curated record